AUGAGAAUGGUGAGAAGUUUUUUGGAAGAGAGAGAGAUAGAAGUAGAGGGGAGUGAGUGGGUGAUGGAGAAGGGAUGUCCACAGGGGUCGAGCCUUGGCCCGAUACUGUGGCUGAUGGUAAUGGAGGAUUGGUUUGGCAGUAUGAGGAGAGUGAGAGAAAGGGGAGUGACGGCACAGGCGUACGCCGACGACCAGAUAAUUGUGGUGUCGGGUACGUCUGUGAGAAGAGUGGAAAGGGAAUGGGAGAACGUAUGGAGAGAAUGUGAAGAAUGGGCGGAGGAGAAUAAGUUAAAGUAUAAUAAGGAGAAAACGGAGGUGAUGUUUGUCGGAGCGAGGGAAAAUGUGAGAGAACCGGUGGUAAGAAUGAGGGAACUGAGGUUAGAGAAUAAAGAGAAAGUAAAAUAUUUGGGAAUUGUGAUAGAUAGAAGGAGACUGUGGAUAGAUCACGUGAAAGAGGUGAGAAGGAAGGCAAGUGGAAUGGGAGGUAAGUUUAUAGGAUUGGCAAGGAGGAAGUGGGGGAAGAAAUGGAAUGUGAUGAGAACGUUGUAUGAGAAGGCAGUGUGUGCGAUGGUGUUAUACGGAGUAAGUGUAUGGGGAGUGAAAGCGAAUGAUAGUAGAAUAAAGAAGCAGUUGAGGGCAACAGAAAGGCCAUUUCUGAGAGCCAUCACCUCGGCGUAUGCUACUGCGCCCACGGCGGCGUUGUGCGUGCUGACGGGGUGUGUACCGUUGGAAAUUAGGGCGGGGACGAGGUAUGAGAGCGAGAGGGUGUGGAGAGAACGAAUGGAAGCAGAGAGAGUGAUAUUGGGAGACAGACCACAUCCGGCCUUCAGAGGAUGGCGGAUGGAAGGGGGCGGACAGGUCGGUGAAGGGAGAAUUUUGAGGAUAUGGGUAGACGGAGUGAUGAGAGAUGAGGAAAGGAAGGGGUAUGGUUGCGUAACAUUGAGAGGGGGAGAAUGGCUGGAUAGGGAAUUGGCGGUGAAGGAAGAAGUGAGAUGGGGAAGAGAAAUGGCGGGAGAGAAUGAAGAAGUGAGAGUAUACACGGACUCGAAGGAGACAGUGAGAAUGAUCGAAAGUUUUUUGCCUCGAAGGAAAGGGGUGAACGAGAUACAGAAAGAGUUGGUAGAAAGUUUGGGAAUGGGAGUGAGGACGGUAGUAGAGUGGCAGAGAAGGAAAAGUAGAGGAAAUAGGAAGGUGGAGGAGAGAGUGAGAAGGGAUAUUAGAAUGGUGCACGAUAGAGAGGAAAGGAACAUAGUGAGGAAGAAGGACAAGAGAGAGUGGAUAAUGAGGGAGGAGAUGAGAAGGUGGCAGGAAGAGUGGGAUAGAGGGGUGACGGGAAGAUGGACGCAUGAGUGGCUUCCUCGGGUUGACCGGGAGGGGAUCCGAACGGGUCAUAGGUUGACUCAGAUGUUAACUGGACACGGGAACUUCGCGGUCAGCCUGAGGAGGUUCGGAAGAAGACAGGGAGGGGUGGAGUGUGAGUGUGGAAGAGGGGAUGAGAGUGCAGAACAUAUAGUAAGAGAGUGUGAAAGGGAAGUUUGCGUGAGGGAGAGAGAAAGAUUUAGAGAAGAGCAUGGAGAGUGUCCGCCUCUGGAACUGCAGAGGACGGCAGAUUAUAUAGAGGCGUUGAAUAGAUGGGAGGAAGUGGUGCCGGAAGUGGACAGAGGAGAUGAGAGGAUGUAA
Anoplophora glabripennis (Asian longhorned beetle) is the source of this 1680-nucleotide messenger RNA. RefSeq lists its product as uncharacterized. The record is from RefSeq and is a predicted model, not a curated record. The coding region runs from base 1 to 1680 and encodes 559 amino acids. Lineage: Eukaryota; Metazoa; Arthropoda; Insecta; Coleoptera; Cerambycidae. The transcript has 2 exons.